UAACUUAAGAGCCAGGUUGAAAAAAUGUAUCUAGUCCAAUCACAUAGAUCUUGAGUUAUUGUAGUUAUUGUAGUGCUCUUUUUAAAAACAUUUUUUUUUUAAACGCCGCUUUUAUUGUGACACCUCGGUAUCGUAACCCGGAAGUGUUCUGGUGUACAUCAGCCUUGUGUAUCGACCAUCGUACGCAUGCAAACAAAACGCCGAUAACAGUGAGCUGGAUGCUUGCCUGCUGGUCCCAUCUGAUGUGAACCCCUGCAGCCCUCCAGUCUUCCCCCCCCUUGGCGCCGCAGCCAUGUCCGGCCAGACCGCAGCAGCGACCCCCCCUCUCCGAUUCGGCCAGGUGGUCAUCGGACCCCCGGGGUCGGGCAAAACCACGUACUGCCAAGGAAUGCAAGAGUUCAUGACUCACCUGGGACGCAAGGUGGUCGUGGUGAACAUGGACCCCGCUAACGAGGGCCUGCCGUACCCCUGUGCGGUGGACGUGUCGGAGCUGGUCACCCUGGACGACGUCAUGGAGGGCCUGAAGCUCGGGCCCAACGGCGGGCUCCUCUACUGCAUGGACUACGUCGAGGCCAACCUGGACUGGCUGGAGAACAAGCUGAAACAGCACAGUGACUGCUACUUCUUGUUCGACUGCCCCGGACAGGUGGAGCUCUACACCCACCAGAGUUCAGUGAAGAACAUAUUCUCUCAGCUGGCCAAGUGGAAUUUCAGGCUGACAGCGGUGCACCUCGUGGACUCUCAUUACUGUGCGGACCCAGCCAAGUUCAUCUCUGUGCUGUGCACCUCCCUGUCCACCAUGCUGCAUGUGGAGCUCCCCCACGUCAACGUCCUCUCCAAGAUGGACUUGAUUGAGCAGUAUGGCAAACUGGCCUUCAACCUUGACUUCUACACAGAGGUGAUGGAUCUGACCUAUCUUCUCGAUCACCUGGCUGCAGAUCCUUUCUUUAAAAAAUUCCACCAUCUUAAUACAAAGUUGGCAGAGGUCAUACAAGAUUACGGCCUCGUCUCCUUUGUGCCUCUCAAUGUACAGGACAAAGAGAGUAUGAUUCAAGUCUUACGAGCAGUGGACAAGGCCAACGGCUACUGCUUUGGAGACCUGGAGGAGAGGAAUAUACAGGCCAUGAUGUCAGCUGCUGUGGGGGCAGACUUCCAGUUCGACUCUACUCUUGGAGUGCAAGAGAGGUAUGUUGAGACCAGUGGGAAGACUGUGGAGGAGGAAAUGAUGCAUCUGUAAACUGAAAAGCCCAAUUUAAAGGACAGAACUUGCUGCCUUUAAGCGCAAAUAUAACAGGGGAGGCUUGGCAACAUCCACCUCAUCUGGCCCGAACAGUGAGGUCCUCUCCUCCCCCUCACUUCAAUGUUUCAAGGUUGCACCACCUGUGAUUGAUUUGAUCUGCUGUACUAAUGUCUGUGUAUACAACAAUAAUGGACAUUUUCAAUAGAUGCCAGCACAUUUUAUUAGAAUGUAUCAAAUGCAAGAACCUUAUUUUUUCUGUCUUUCUUUUCCUGAAUAUGUUAGAUAUUUGAGGGCCUGAUAAGGUUGAGGACUUACAGGUACAUUUUCUGAACCCUCAUAUUCAGAUACAGGCAAUGACUGCAAUACAAGUAAGGGCAUGAAUUAACUGAAAAUAAAGGAUUCAUCUUCAUA
Molecule: messenger RNA, 1651 nt
Organism: Scophthalmus maximus (turbot)
Lineage: Eukaryota; Metazoa; Chordata; Actinopteri; Pleuronectiformes; Scophthalmidae
Gene: gpn2
Product: GPN-loop GTPase 2
Exons: 6
Coding region: 293-1237 (314 amino acids)
Cellular component (GO): cytoplasm
Molecular function (GO): GTPase activity
Source: RefSeq, a predicted model, not a curated record